Molecule: messenger RNA, 2393 nt
Organism: Microcebus murinus (gray mouse lemur)
Lineage: Eukaryota; Metazoa; Chordata; Mammalia; Primates; Cheirogaleidae
Source: RefSeq, a predicted model, not a curated record
CUCAUGGCGUCUAGUGACCUCCCCACCUCAGCCUCCCAAAGUGCUGUGAUUACAGGUGUGAGCCACCACGCCAGGCUGAUUUUUGCACCUUACUAUUUACUGACUUCUUGCUUUGUUUAUUUAUCCAUUUAUUAAAGCACAAUUUACAUUCAGCACAACUCACUCCUUUUAAGCGCACAGUUCUGUGGGUUUUGGCAAAACUGAAACAUACAGUCGCGUUGCUGCCGCCAGGAUCGUGAUGCAGAACAGCUGGCCGCCACGUCCCCAGGCCGCUGCGGGACUUCAUUCCUGGCCGCUGUCGGGGCUCUUCCAUGAAACGGAUGGACCCCCCAGAUUGUGUGGGGGCUUGUCUGUUCCCUGACAUGGGGACAGUUGGUUUUUCCCCAGUUUUUGGCAAGUUCAAAUAAUUGAUUUGGGUUUAAUUUGCUCUUUAUCUAGUUUCUUGGAGUAAAAGCUUAGGUUAUUGAUAUUUAGACUUUUUGUUUUAAAAUUUGCUUCAUUGAAAUAUCUACAUGUGAUAGAAUUCACCGGUUUUGUGUGUGCAGUUCAGCAGGUUUUAGUGUUUUCCCACAGCUGGACACGCUUGGCCACAGGCUAAGUUGAGAUCAUUUCCGUCACCCUGGCAAGGACCUCGCGCGGUCCCACUUCCUGCAGCCCUCCCUCCCGCCAGCCGCGCCGUGCUGCCCACGGCCCUCUGAGGCUGUGGCUGUGUCCCCGUGGGUUUUUAAUGUCACCAUGGCACUGUGUGGCGGCACAGCCCUGUCUGACCCAGCUGUGCUGUUGGGGCAGCCCCGGUGAGCUGAGGGAGCAGUGUGCAUAGGUGUGCAUUGCACAUAUGUGCUCAGCCUGGUACCUGCUUGCAGGUGUGUCCUCACAGGUGCGUCCUGAUGGCGUAUGUCUGCAGGUGUGUCCUCACAGGUGCGUCCUCUUGGGUGUAUGUCUGCAGGUGUGUCCUCACAGGUGCGUCCUCAUGGUGUAUGUCUGCAGGUGUGUCCUCACAGGUGUGUCCUCUUGGGUGUACGUCUGCAGGUGUGUCCUCACAGGUGCAUCCUCAUGGUGUAUGUCUGCAGGUGUGUCCUCACAGGUGCGUCCUCUUGGGUGUAUGUCUGCAGGUGUGUCCUCACAGGUGCGUCCUCUUGGGUGUAUGUCUGCAGGUGUGUCCUCACAGGUGCGUCCUCAUGGCGUAUGUCUGCAGGUGUGUCCUCACAGGUGCGUCCUCAUGGCGUAUGUCUGCAGGUGUGUCCUCACAGGUGCGUCCUCUUGGGUGUAUGUCUGCAGGUGUGUCCUCAUAGGUGUGUCCUCACAGGUGUGUCCUCUUGGGUGUAUGUCUGCAGGUGUGUCCUCACAGGUGCGUCCUCAUGGCGUAUGUCUGCAGGUGUGUCCUCACAGGUGUGUCCUCUUGGGUGUACGUCUGCAGGUGUGUCCUCACAGGUGUGUCCUCUUGGGUGUACGUCUGCAGGUGUGUCCUCACAGGUGUGUCCUCAUGGUGUAUGUCUGCAGGUGUGUCCUCACAGGUAUGUCCUCUUGGGUGUACGUCUGCAGGUGUGUCCUCACAGGUACGUCCUCAUGGCGUAUGUCUGCAGGUGUGUCCUCACAGGUGCGUCCUCAUGGCGUAUGUCUGCAGGUGUGUCCUCACAGGUGCGUCCUCACAGGUGCGUCCUCUUGGGUGUAUGUCUGCAGGUGUGUCCUCAUGGGGCAUGUCUGCAGGUGUGUGCCACCAGGAGGGAGUGGGUCUCCAGGCUCUUCCACAAGCCCCCAGCAGUGCGGACGUGACCUCUGUCUGGGCAGAGAUGGGCUGGCCUGGGCGCUGUGCGGGCUGCAGUUUGCCAGGCCUGUACCCACUGUGGGCAUUUGGGCCGAUCCUUCCGGUGGCCUCUUGCCCCGCCGUGUCUGCAGAGCGGGCGCAGGUUGGGGUGGGGAGGGCGUGGCCCCAGCCUGAACUUCCCUGGGCCCUCAGGGCGACCUUCUGGGCUCUGGAAAAUUCGGCAGCUCUGCCUGGUGAGGAGGCUGGAGCUGUGCGGUCUUGUCCCUGAGGGAAGAGUGUAUCCACGUGGUGGCCAGUCUCGGGGGCCCCUGCAGGGUCACCACGGUCCCCUCGGGCUCCUGGUGUCCCCGGGCUCUGAUGAGGGUGACCCGGUAAUUGCUAGAGUGCGCCGCCCGACCGCUGCCGUUCCUGUCCUGGGGGGCACGUGGCCCUGGGCCUGCCUGUGGGGAGGGUCCCCGGGCUCCAGCAGCGCCAGCAUCGUGGGUUUGGGUCUCAGACCCUCCGGUGUGGGGGCUUCACCUGCCCCAGGCCCUCCGCUCCCUGCCCCAGGGUGCGGCCAGCCGGCCUGGUGCGGGGCGGGCUGCGGGGUCGGGGUGCAGCACCAGCGCUGCAGGCUGACGCGCUCUCU